Ceutorhynchus assimilis (cabbage seed weevil) is the source of this 507-nucleotide messenger RNA. The record is from the annotation of a GenBank genome assembly. NCBI's taxonomy places the organism in Eukaryota, Metazoa, Arthropoda, Insecta, Coleoptera, Curculionidae.
AUGGCCGAUAAAGGAGAGCCAAGUCAGUAUUUGAAUCAGGCAAUAAUAGAUCUGACCAUAGACGAUGAGUAUCCCCAACCCAAAAGACUGAAAGUUGAUGCUAAUUCGUUGCUUGAGAAAAUGAAAUAUCCACAAACCGCUGCUUUGAGUGUGAAAGUUACUUAUCUCCAGUACAGGGCUAAUUAUGAGAAAAGUGUUCUAUCGGCAUGGAGCUCCGGUUCAGAUAUAGCCGGAGUAAUCGGGGCCGUAUCAUACUCGCUAUUAAUUGCUGUAGGUAUGAAAACAACAUUAGUGAUAAUGCUGACCAUACCAGCCAUCGCAUCCCUAGCGUUUUGGUUAUUGUUACCGAAACCAUUACCCCCACAAGAAUCCAUCGAAGGAGCUGGACAACCGGACGAUCAAGUUAAACUCGGAAACGAGGAGAUUUCUUUGAGAAGGAAAUUUUUAUCUUAUUCCUGGUCUAAUGAAAUACAUGAUACCAUUAGUCUCAUUUACCUAUUUGAAUAG